UCACAGAAUCGUAAAUUUAGUUUGGCACAUCUUCCUUGCGGUUGAUUCCAAAUGAGUUCACGAAUUUUUUCAAUUGAUCGUCAAAUGCUGCGAAUAAUUGGGACGUCAUUUGUGUGAUUUAAACUGGCUAAAAGCCAUAAAGUGAUAUCGUUCUCUGAAAUCAGUGAAGAACUCCAUAUUCCAAUUGAGAAACUCCACCGAAAAGUUAUAGCGUGCGCUCACGUUUUUCGCGUUGUCAAAUUCGUCGCAGAAACGUUCACUUUCACGCUCGUCUCGUGAGAAAAUGGAAGAAAAAAAGUCGGAAGGCGUGGAAUCCGGUUGUGUAUCCCAGGCAGAGGGAGCGAAAACAGACGCACCUAGCCUGGGCCCUGUAACGCUCGGUGAAAAAAAGCGAAUCAUUCGAAAAGUGUCCGUGCUCGACCCCAGCAGGCUCUCGAAACUCGGCCUCGAUAAAAUUAUCAUCCAAGCUGUGAGCAAAUUGAAAGAGCCUGUAAACUCACCACAAGCUAUCAACGGUCAACCCUUAGCCAACUCUAGCCCGAAGCCAUCAGCAAAUACUGCUAAAUCUUCUACCAUAAAAAAACUACAGAUUGUUAAACAUGGAGGCAGUAAACCUUGUAAAAACGCUAAUCCGAAAAUUGAGGUAGAUUCGAAGGGGACCGAUGAACAAAAAGAAGUCGCAACAUCAAAGCUUACAUCUGCAGAAAUUAAAUUGCUUUUAAGAAAAAGAGUUCAAGCUCGCGGUGCAGCUAGGCAAGAAUCAGCACAAACGGUAAAGACAGUGUCCUGCGGCGAUUCUGCGAAUAAUAUAAAAAACAACAAAGUAGAUUGCAGUGUAAGUGACAAUAAGAGGCCGAAAAUAGACACAAUCCAUCGGAGAAGGAAGAAAUCUGAGCAAGUACAGAAAGAAGAGUCUGUUGCAACUGAUGCAUUCUGCGGAUUUACAAAGGAAGAGAUUUCCGAAGGAGAUGAUAUUUUAAAGCGGCUCUGUGAUGCAAUACGAAAGUUCGAAUCAAACAAUGUGAAGAAAAUUCCAUCUUUCGUGCAUUUAAAAACGUAUCUCAAUAAAAGAAAAACAGGUCAAGCCAAAGAUUUAUUGCCGAGGACCCGGAGGGACAGUGAAAUUCAACCAAAACCUGAAAAUCAGGCCCAAACCCUACCGAGCCCGUUCGAACAUACUUCAUUCGGAAACAAUUCAGCUGUUGAUACUACAGGAACCGUCUGCGCGAUUCCUUCUAUACCUGUUACUUUGGCUAGUGUCAUAACAGUUCCGCCUGCUUUAAGAAGUUUAGAAGAUUUCCCGCCUCCUAACGCGGAAAAUGAACUAAUAUCGGCGAAUCCAGUAGAGUCAAAUUCUGUUGAUUCAGUUUCCGCCGAUUUACGAAGCUUAGAAGGUGUUUCGUCUGUUAACGUAGAUAAUGGUGUGAUACCGGAAGACCCAGUAGAGCCCAAUUCUGUUGAUUCUGAAUUACGAUCAGAAGAGGAUCACAACAUUCAAAUAGAAGAGACAGAAGACAUAGAUAUUAUUCAAGUGAAAACUGUUGAGGAAAACCCCGUUCGAGUGCCUACUGAGCAAAGUAAACAAGUCCUUUUGCCUUCCUUGCCAAUAAAAGAGAGCUUGUUGCAGCCAACCAAUUUGGAUUUUGGAAAAGUGAGAAACACUGCCAUUGACGCUGGCUCUACAUUGACUGUUGGUUCACAAACUGACGAGUUGAUUUUAAGUGAAAGUUCGCAACAAACGGAAGACGCCGAACCAAAACCAAUACUAUCCAACCUGAGCACCCCAAAAUCCACAAAUAAAGGAAUUAUUAUACUUGAUCAACAAAUUUUCAAAUCUGGAACUCCUUUACCUGCGUCUUUACUUGGUCCUGACUUCGUAAUAGACGGAAGUUUUCCCGGUAAUAGUUUUAAAAAGGAAAAAAGUCCCCCGAAGCCCUCAGUUUCAAAGGACCGUACAAUAUUGGUUAAAUUAUUGAGUGAAGAUACUCAGUCAGAAGAAAUCAAAAUUGAGAUAGUCGAUCCUCUCCUCGUUGAGCGACCGGAGAAAACGAUGGAUCCAAUAAGAAACAUCUGUAAAUCUUAUAUGAGGAAAAUGCUGAAGUCAACUGGCAUAAAACAAAUCAAAAUAAAUCCUUCACAAGCGAAUGCGAAAUCAACGGUAUUGUCAAACUCGGAAGCCGAUGGGAUUGCUAGUCAUAGUGGGGUUGUAGAUGAGACCGAAACAAAUCAAUUGUUGGUUCCCAAACAAGAGGUCGAAACAGCGGAAAGUGAAAACUACACAAUUAUUGUGGAUUCGAAUCAGUAUGAAGAGUUCAUUAAUCAAACACCUGAUCAAGGUAACGAAAAUCCCCCGCAAAUUGAAUCAAAUGAAACGGUGGACCAUGGAAACUUUUCUGCGAAUGAUUUCCAAUCUAACGAACCUUUGGAUGCUGUCGAAUACAUUCUGAAUUGUACCCAAAACGACAUGACGAACUCCAUGCAAUUCGAAGGUGAAGAAGAUUUUGAAGAUGUUAACUGGGACGAUGACGAUAUUGAUGAGUCGGACGAUGACAAUGCUACCCCCAAUACUCAAGUGGUGAACGGAGUGAUUGGCCAAGAGUACAAUCAACAAGUUUUACUUCCGAACAGUACUAAUGAAAAUCUCGUAUAUGCCACGGAUCCAAAUAUAGUUAGUAUGAUAGAACAGGCUGAAAUCACUUUCGCUGUGGACGUCAAACCUUCAGUUGAGACAAUUAGUUUCGCAAACGUUGGUGAUGCUCAGGAAGCAAAAAAUAUGCUAUUGCAAAAUUCUAUGGUUUCACCUGUACCUGUCCCCGUAAUUAAGACUGAAAAAGACUUGCAAUCAGAGCCUCCAAUCUGUAUACAGCCAACCAGUUUAAAUCAAACUCCGGUAGUUGUUGAUCACUCUAUUGGCACAGAUCAAGCGACUGGCGAGGAAAAGAAUCUCAACGGUCCACCGAAGAAGCGAAAGCGUACAAUCCUGCACUAUACAAAUGUUGUAAAAGCUCCUGUUGAUGAGAUAACGGAGAGAAUUAAACAGCGUAUGAUUGAUAAGGGUAGAAAGCUGAAUGAUACAAAGGAGUCUGCCCCUUUGGAAGAAAAUGAAAAAGCCAACAAAAAUGAUUCAGUGGAAUCAACAUUAAGUAAAACAGGAGAAAAUGAGCAAAUUACGGAGCCAGAAUCAAUUCCAUCUUUGCCUACUGAUUCGAAUAAAGAAAGCAAACAAGUUCGACCGGUCCCUGGGAGGCGUUCCAAAGUAAUUCCAAUAAUGCGCGGCCGCCCUCGUGCGUUAAAGUCGACAGCCAGCGCUAAUACUUCAGAAACACAGACGUCCACUGUACCUACAUCAAAUAAUAGCCAACAAAAAGUGGAAAACAUAGAUUUGAUUCCAAAAAACGGUUCGGGUUCAGCAGGAACUGAUUCGAUUACAACCGAGCCUGCUGAUACAAUUUCGAGUACAGGGACUGAGAAAUCAUGUGAAGAAGUCGCUGAAAAUAUAGACAACAUUAAUCAAGAUGCUGUAGUAAAUACGAUAACAACGGAUAGCUGCAUUGAUACAACAGGAGACAACAGUUCAUCAAAUCAAUUGGUUCAAUAUCAGAGUGAACAUCAAACUGUUGUGAAUAAUGACACGCAUGCUGAAAUCCUCGAGGCAGCUCAAAUUAAGGUCGAAAAAGGUAGCGCCGGGAAAUUUCCUAUGCCAGUAACAUCUGAAGUUUUUCAGGCAGGCGACCUUGUUGAAGUAUAUACAGAGUCUGAAACCGCUAAUGAAACUGAUGUAGCUUUGAAUGUGAAUUCAGAGACUAUACCCGAAAUUGAUAAUGAAGGCGCUGUGGCCAAUGAACUUGAGAGAAAGUCAAGUAGAGUUCGUAAGCCUAAAAAUAAUGGUGAUUUUGUGAUCACUGAUUCGAAAAAUACUCGCAAGGGAACUAAAAAAUUAUCGAGUACAGAUGAGGCGGCUCCAAUUAAUACUACAACGGGUGUUCGUGAGUCAGAUAUGCAUCCAGGAAAUUCUACUGACAGUAUAAUUUUAAAGCCUCUGAAAUCACGUCGGAAGAACACGAUACCUGAAAUUGACAAGCUAGUGAGGAAACGACAAAAGCUUGAUGCCGAACAAGUAGUAGGCGAGCCUAACCAAACCGAGUCAGUUACAACUACAGACGAAAGAGUGGAAACUUCUCCUCAAAGCACGCCGCCAAUCAGAAGAGUGGGGCGACCACCUAAGAUUAAACGAAAUAUCAAUAAAGAUCGAGGAUUACAAAGAGGAAUUGAACAGUAUUUCUCUUCAACUCCGACUCUGAAACCUACUGAAGAUGGUGAACAAUAUGCUGAAAUUACAACACCAGAAACAUCACAGAAUUUAUCACAACCAUUGCAAAACCAUCGAACUCCAUCAAAACCAACAGUAAAAAGACGUGGAAGACCUCCCAAAAACCGACCAGUUGAAUCAACUUCGAUUUCCGUUCUAGACGAUUCUGCUGCCUCCAUCAAUUCGGAGCAAGAUGACGGCAGGAAAAAAAAGACUGGCGCCAAUGAUUAUACCAUUGACCCCAGAAUUAUUUUGGCUAAGAGUCGCAAUGACUUGACAUGCGAAAUAUCAGUGGAAGAUGAAAUGUUUGGGGCACACAAAAUUAAGAAGGAACCUCAGGUUGAUCGACGGGGUAUGGUCCAGUGUGGGGCAUGUAAGGAGCUUAUGGCUGAGGGACGAUUUGUUAAACAUUUACCGGAACAUUACGGUGUAGGAUGGCGAGAAGGGCUGGAUCCCCCGAUUAAUAUGUCAUCAUACCGAGAAGUUCUGAAUGCAAUGAUACAAUAUAUGUAUCGGCACAAAGUUACCUCAUUCGAAUGCAAAUUUUGCCAAGGAGUUAAAAAGUCUGCUGCCGGAUUUCUUGCGCAUCUUUUUACAUGCUUGUUAAGCAAAGAACAACUGGCCAAAAUGAUGGAGCCUUGUAAAUUUUGUGAAAAAGCUUUCAUACCUCAUGCCUUGUGGACCCAUCUGAAAAUAUGCAAAGAGAAUCCAGAUAACAGGAAGGAACUAUUUGGGGAGGAAGAAGAACACUUUGCAGCAGAACCGAAGCGAAGAUCAGCAAUAAAGGCGACUUCAUCUUUUAAGGCAAUGAUUGAUUCUGGUAAACUGACAGUUGACGAUUUCGUCAAACCUUAUCAACCACUUCGUGCCGGGGGGCUAAUUAUUCGCUGGAGAAGUGAAUUGAAAAAACAUGGAAUUGCUAAAUGUCCAGAAAAAACAUGCAGUUACGAGUCAGAGACAUUAGACGAAUUGAAAGCACAUUUUCGAAAUUGUGAAAAGCUUCAUCGUGGUGGUUUCUCCUGUGUUCGGUGUAAUUUCUAUAGCAUGAAUGAAGCCGAUGUACGAUCUCAUGCUUCACUGAAGCACGAAAAGGAACUGAAAGGAGAAGUCACUGCUGAGCGUGAAAAGAAAGCAAAAGGAGAAGAAAACGAUUUUUCAGCAUCAAAUUGUGAAUCAGACAGCGAAGAUGAAAGCAGUGAAUCUGAGGUGGAGAAAAGACCUCCGGGAAUACCGAAUAUUACGAAGGUGCGCGACUUUCUUAAAACAACAAAAUCAAUCUAUGAUGAGAUCCACGCUGAUGAAGCUUUAUUCCCAAACUUAUUGCCUUCUGAAAUGACAUUUUCUCGAAGACCGUUUGGCCACUUCCUACCUAUUGUAAACAGCUCCAUUAAGUACAAUUUUAUUUUCGACAAAAAAAUACAAAUCAACAAAUCCGUUGGAUCAUCCAAAUUGCCUGAGGAAUGGUUUGAGCUAGAACAAUUUGAAACGAUGAUGCUAAAAGGCGAAACAAUGACGUUCAUUGGCGGACCAAUAACUAAUUGUGCUUGGGCCCCUAAGCCCAAGCAAAACAUGGACAAAUCCAUUGAAUAUUUGGCUGUGUCUUUCAAACGAAGUUAUACCGCUCAUACGAAGCUAUUGAAACCAGUUGAAGAAGAUGCUCUGAUUCUCAUAUAUAAAAUAGAAACGGCACUCAAUGAUAAGAGUGGCGAAAUAAAGACUGAAUUACAAUAUGGAGUGCAGUGCAUUGGACCCAUUAAUCAUUUUGUGUUUUUGCCAAGCGGUGGCUACGUACCCGAAUUGAAUCGACUCGGGCUGUUGGCCGUUAGCUCGGCAAAGUCUGACAUUCAUAUAUAUUCAUUGCCCCUCGAAGCAAUUGACACAGACUGUGAUAAUACCGUUAAUAAGAAAAGUUGUAAUAUAUUAGAUCUUAAGCCGAGUUUAAUACUGCGAGUAGACUUAAGUAAAAAUCUUAAAGAGGAUGAGAGCUGUGUGACGCAAUGUACGCGGCUGGUGUGGUCAGAGGUGAAAAAUCACAACAUUAUUGUAGGUGGAUAUGCAAACGGGUUUGUGGGGCUGUGGGAUAUUCGCGAGGAGGACAAUCUUACGAAAUUCUGUAAUGAUGGAGUGCAGUGUUUUGUUCCAAUAUCUUUUUUCAAUACGAUAGGGCAUGCUGUUACUGGUCUCGCUAUGCAUUAUAUGUCCGGAGAUCCCCGAUGGUUGGUCGUUACAAACCGAAUAAGAGAUUAUCGAAUUUACGAUCUGGAAGACAUGAGCAACCCAAUACAAGUGGUACAGGACGGAUUUCAAAAGAGCACCUUAUCCAGCGCGGUGUGGCCUAUUUAUACAGAAAACCCAGUGAUGUCGUUGGACGAUGAUUAUAUAGAAGAUGCUACUUACGUUUUUACACGUAGCCUGCAUAAUGUUACUUUUAGAACAAAGCAUGAAAUGCAUAGUUCGUCUGGAUACACCUCAUUGGAGUUUUCACCAUACUACAAUGCAUUCAUUGGUGGCUGCGAGAAUGGUGAUAUCAUCAUACAGAGAUAUAAGUCGAUUUCUACGGAGAAUAUAUGGAAUAAUGCGUAUCCAAGGAAAUUUAUAUUUUUCUCGGAUAUUAUUCGAUUAGAUGGAAAGGCAAUUCCGAGUACCAAUCCUAAGAAAGUAAAAGGUCCUUUGGAUCAGGAAACUAUAAAAUGUCUGGACUCUUUUGAUGAUAAAUGCAAGGACGAGUAUGGAUUGAUGUUUGGCGGACCAAUGGCGUGCGCGCGACAAAACAAAAGUGAAGCGCAGGCGGCAGAGCGAUCACCACCAUUUGCUCUGCGGCCUUUGACUCGAGUUAGUUGUCUUGCGCUAUGCCCGAAUGCUGCUAAUGCUUGUAUAGUAGCUGUUGGCUAUUAUAAUGGCUUGAUUAGGUUAAAGUAUUUAAAUUUUAAUGGAUAUUGUUAAGAUUGAAAUAUUAUUUUCUAUAAAGCUUGUAAGGUAUUGUUAUAUCUUAAUAAAUUAAAGUUAUAAUCUGAA
This is a messenger RNA of Hermetia illucens (black soldier fly), 7324 nucleotides long. RefSeq lists its product as uncharacterized. Gene Ontology annotation, biological process: transcription by RNA polymerase III. The transcript has 12 exons. Bases 284 to 7252 code for a protein of 2322 amino acids. Gene Ontology annotation, molecular function: protein binding. Gene Ontology annotation, cellular component: transcription factor TFIIIC complex. The record is from RefSeq and is a predicted model, not a curated record. NCBI's taxonomy places the organism in Eukaryota, Metazoa, Arthropoda, Insecta, Diptera, Stratiomyidae.